AUGGAGCAGUGGGCAAAUGCUGCGAAGGAGUAUCCGGAGUGGUGGACACAGAGUCACGGAGACGAUCUGCUGCUCCGAAGGACCAAGAGGAGACUGAGGAUCGAAUAUGGCCAACUUCGAAAUGAUAAGGGCAAGAUAAGGGCUAUUGAUGUUCAACAGACGCUUCUUUCUGCGAACAGUUGCGAGCAAUGGCCGAACCAUCACGAGACGUUGGGUAUAUUUUCGGACCAAACAGAUGUGUUGGACUACUUGCCAAGAUCUUCUUUGGAGAACCCCUCAAAUAACCAAAGCAUAUCCAACUCAAAUCUCUAUCCUUCGUCUUCGGCAGCAAGCAGCCAAGUCUGGGGCGACGGCUUGGGAGAAAGGUUUCCGACCGUGCAAGGGCUUCCGAGGACAAUUGGUAUGCCGAAUCUGGGUCAAGAAACAGUGAACGCAGCGAACGCGUCUACCAUGUACCCUAAUUCAGAGGACCAAGCGGAUAUUUGGACAGCAUACGAACCAUUACAACCUAAUUUGACGUUUGGGCAAGUCUGGGGUGAGGGAGAUGACGCAGUUCAACCAGAAAGGCCGCAGAAUGAAAUCAUGCAACAAACUCCAAGUUUGAGCAACGUGGUGCUUAAUCUCGACGAUCCAUUCUGGAAUGAAAUGUUGGCAUUCGGCGGUGGAUUUGCGUUGGGAAGUAAUACGGACACUGGCGAGGGCGGCAGCAAUAAUCCGGCGCAUUCUCUGCGAUAG
Molecule: messenger RNA, 735 nt
Organism: Trichoderma aggressivum f. europaeum
Lineage: Eukaryota; Fungi; Ascomycota; Sordariomycetes; Hypocreales; Hypocreaceae
Exons: 1
Coding region: 1-735 (244 amino acids)
Source: RefSeq, a predicted model, not a curated record